ACGUGAAAGUGGAAGGAGACAGCCAGCAAAUCAUGUGCCAGCAAGAGCAAAGAAACAGUCCACGUACGUUGUAUGCACCAUAAUAAUAUUUAGAUUGAUAUAAAAUUGAAAAUACACAAAACCACAAUUCCAUUCCAAAAUCUGUAUUCCUCUCUGUGAGUCAAGGGGGAAGAAAAAUGGAGCUCAAAGUCUACUGCGAUCGCCUGUCCCAGCCAUCACGCGCAGUUCUCAUCUUCUGCAAAGCAAACGGGAUCGAGUUUGAGGAGGUUAAGAUUGAUCUUGGCAAAGGGCAAAACCUCUCCGCCGAAUAUGCAGAAGUGAAUCCCAUGAAACAAGUACCAGCUAUUGUGCAUGGUGAUUUCAAGCUUUUUGAGAGUCAUGCAAUACUUAUUUAUCUAGCUUCUGCAUUUCCUGGAGUUGCUGAUCACUGGUACCCUGCAGAUGUACGCCAAAGAGCAAAGGUCCAUGCAGUGCUGGAUUGGCAUCACUCUAACUUGCGCCGUGGUUCUGUUGGAUUUAUAUUCAACAACACUAUUUCAUUAGCAUUUGGCAUUCCUGCGGACUCCGAAGCAGCAGCUAAAGGCGAAAAACUUCUUUCAGCGUGUCUUGCAAGAAUUGAGUCAUUUUGGCUUCAAGAUGGACCAUUUCUUCUUGGAAAUUCAAAGCCCACACUUGCUGAUCUAGCUUUAGUAUGUGAAAUCAUGCAACUUGAGGCUGGAGAUUUGAAUGAUCGCGAUCGAAUUGUGAGUCCCUACAAGAGAGUAUUGAAGUGGAUGGAGGAUGUGAAGAGUGCAAGUGCUCCUCAUUUUGAGGAAGUGCAUGCUAUUAUGGGUCCAGUCAGGGAGCACCUAAAGCAACUAAAGAUCCAAGCAACUCACAAGUCCGACUCAACUGAAAAUUAAGUCCACAUGUAAGAAAACAAUAAAUAGGGGAAAAGGAAAACCAUCACCUGCAUGGUAGGCCUUUCUUCAUCAAUGGAUCUAAUUUUCUUCUAUCAUAGAAUCACCAUAUAAAUAUGUGUUUGUAAUUUGCUUCUCUAUGAUGCAAUGACCAUAAAUAUAUGUGUGUUAAAUAUAGAUAUAUUCGGGAAGUUUUAUCAA
Messenger RNA from Salvia miltiorrhiza (redroot sage), 1100 nucleotides. Its product is annotated as glutathione S-transferase T1-like. The record is from RefSeq and is a predicted model, not a curated record. Lineage: Eukaryota; Viridiplantae; Streptophyta; Magnoliopsida; Lamiales; Lamiaceae. The coding region runs from base 177 to 902 and encodes 241 amino acids. The transcript is spliced from 7 exons.